Molecule: messenger RNA, 2128 nt
Organism: Pyricularia oryzae 70-15
Lineage: Eukaryota; Fungi; Ascomycota; Sordariomycetes; Magnaporthales; Pyriculariaceae
Product: glyoxylate reductase
Exons: 4
Coding region: 348-1376 (342 amino acids)
Cellular component (GO): cytosol
Molecular function (GO): hydroxypyruvate reductase [NAD(P)H] activity; glyoxylate reductase (NADPH) activity; NAD binding
Source: RefSeq, a predicted model, not a curated record
GCAGACUGGAUCUAUGGUACCUGGGUUCUUCUACAGGGACCUGCCCAGACUGGAAGCCACCAAUGACUCCGAGUAAAGACGACGUUUAUAUGUGUUUGUUUGUUAGGUGAUACCCCGGAACGGUAGAGUGUUUAAUUUUACUGUUUACCUUUUUCGACCAAAUUUAGUGACGGAAAUUACAAAAACGAAACAGGCCCAAGAAGAAUCAUUGUUCACUGAGUCAACACAGGCCCAAGGUAGCGCAAACAACCCGCGCACACAUCGCUGCGGUUGAGCUGAUACAGGAAGCCGCAUCCUUGGCUGAUUACUCGGUCUCUGAACUCAUACCACCAAGUUACUUUCCCAAAAUGGCGGGUGAAUCUACAGGGACGCGGCCCAAAGUGCUGCUUUUGGGGACAAUCGAUCACGCAGACGAAGCCUGGUCCAAACUCUCAGCAAAGGCCGACAUCGUCACCCCGACCUCGACGGACCGCGCAUCCUUCCUCGCCGAGUGCGCAUCGGGCGCAUUCGCGGGCGUCGUGGCCGCGUACCGCACCUUUGUCAGCGGCCGGACGACGGGCCGCAUCGACGCCGAGCUGCUGGCCGCGCUGCCACCCACGCUUCGCUUCAUCUGCCACAACGGCGCCGGCUACGACCAGAUCGACGUGGCCGCCUGCACGGCGGCGGGCGUGCGCGUCAGCAACACGCCCUCGGCCGUCGACGACGCCACCGCCGACGCCGGCAUCUUUCUCAUGCUGGGCGCGCUGCGCAAUUUCGGCCCCGGGAUGCAGAGCUGCCGCAACGGCGAGUGGAUCGGCAAGCCUGCGCCGGCGCUGGGGCAUGAUCCCCGCGGCAAGGUGCUGGGUAUCCUGGGCAUGGGCGGCAUCGGUAGGAACAUGGCCAAGAAGGCGGCCGUGUUUGGCAUGAAGAUUCGGUACUACAACCGGACCAGGUUGUCGGCCGAGCUGGAGGCGGACUGCGGCGCCGAGUAUGUCGACUUCGACACGCUGCUUGUCACCAGCGACGUGCUGAGUUUGAACUUGCCGUUGAACCCCAAAACCCGCCACACGAUAUCCCACGCCGAGUUCGCCAAGAUGAAGACGGGCGUUGUGGUGGUCAACACGGCCCGCGGCGCCGUCAUGGACGAGGCGGCGCUCGUGGCGGCGCUGGACUCGGGCCGUGUCGCCUCGGCCGGGCUCGACGUCUACGAGGAGGAGCCCAAGGUCCACCCGGGCCUGUUGGCCAACCACCGAUGUCUGCUGGUGCCGCACAUGGGAACCUACACCGAGGAGACCCAGACAAAGAUGGAGGAAGUUGCCAUAUCCAACGUCGUUGCUGCCCUCGAGAAGGGUCAACUAGUCACUGGCGUUCCGGAGCAGAGUGGCUUGACUUUUUGAUUACUCUUGUUUUAAAGUUUGCUUUAACCCAUCUGAAGCAGUACGGCCAGAUGAUAUGAACUCACUAGCGCUUAAACCGGUUGGAACUGAUUACUUGGUGCAAGAGUUCACGCAUGUGCUUACUCGAUCAGUUUUGCCUGGGCCCGGCGUUCAAAUGAUCUCAUCCCCUACUCACGUCGCAGAGGGCACCAUAUGCAAGCAUUCAUCCCAUACUUCGUCACAAGUGCCAAGUCACAUGCCGAGGCUCAAAUGGAUCACAGUUAUGCCAAAUCUCUUUUUGUCUAUAUCCGUGGCCUGGUUGAAUGGGCCAUUCACCACCUAAAUACUGGCAUGCAUGCCAUUUGCCACCCUUUCCUGUGGGUUGGCGUAACCUAGACAUAAAACAAAACAAAAACCCGUACCAAGUGGACAAAAAAAAGAACGCCUUUCCUUUGGUUAAACACAGAAAAUUCGUCCGUAAGGAAUGGUGGGGAUAUCAUCAUCAUGCUGCCAACGCCGAACUUUUGUUGAAAAGAUGGUUCAGUUGCCUGCCUGUUUUCCCACCUUGAUUCCGGUAGUAUAUGUCCCCAAUGUACGAACCAUAAAAAAAUGCAUUAAAAAAUCCCAUUGCUCUCGUUACCCGUAUAGCUUAGUUGUUGAAUUAGUAGCGUCCGGCCGGCGUAGAUAGACCGGCACAGGGGUAUCCGGUUUAACCUCGCGACGAGCACGCCAUGUGUCGCCGGAAUGAGGUUACACGGACACGCUUAGUAGCG